GCCUCGUCCGGUCCCCGGUAGGCAGGCAGGCAGGCAGGCAGGGGAAGGCGGCGGCGCUGGCCAAGGAAGGCACCGGAGCCGGCUGUCGCCCUCCCGGGGGGGUCGCCUCGGCCUUCAGGACAGGCAGCCGCAGCGGGGGCCGAGCGCCCUGCCCGGCUCUGCGGAUCAGAGCGGGACGAGAUGCAGCAAGCCAUGGAGAAGUCCCAAAACUUCCGGAUCGACGCCCUGUUAGCCGAGGAGCCGCCCCGGCCGGCGACCAGCACCUCGCCGGGCAGCUCUGCCGGUAGCCCGGGCUCCUGCGCGCGGACCGAGACGCCCUCUCCGUGCGCGCCCGCCGCCUUGGCGUCUCUGCAGCCGGCCGCCUUCGUCCCCAAACCGGGGCUGCUGAACUACCCCCACCCGGGCCUGGGCGCCCUGCCAGCCCUGUACCCGCCCCCUCUCUACCCCAUGCCGGCUCUGGCCGGGCAGCACCCCGCUUUCGCUUAUGCGGCCGGCUUCCCGCACGUGGCCCAGCCCAGCCCGGAGCAUCUGAAAGUCGCCGCCGUCGCCGGAUCUCUCCCGCUGGAGCACUGGAUUCGGACCGGGAUCAUGGCCCCCCGCUUUCCCGACUUUCACGCUGUCCCACAGUCUGGGCUCAUGGGAAAAUGCCGUCGGCCACGAACAGCUUUUACCAGCCAGCAGCUCCUUGAGCUGGAGAACCAGUUCAAGAUCAACAAGUACUUAUCACGGCCCAAACGUUUUGAGGUGGCUACUUCACUGAUGCUAACAGAGACCCAGGUGAAGAUCUGGUUUCAGAACCGUAGGAUGAAAUGGAAACGGAGCCGGAAAGCCAAGGAGCAAGUGGCGCAAGCGGAGACUGAGAAACAGAAGGGGGUGAGCAAGACUUCGGAGAAACUGCUGCCUAGAGAAACCCAAAGGCAGGAGGAAGAGGAGGAGGAGGAGGAUGGUGGUGAUGAGCUGAGCAGACACAGUGCCAACGUGGAACUUCUGCACCACAAUGUCAACAACUUUAGCUACAGUCCAGAUUCCUCGUGCUCCGAGGAGACUGAAGAUGUGCAGAGCUCCACCCACAGGGAGACUAAUUUGCUAUUAUGAGUAGACCCCAACUCCAAGAAGUAGGGCAGUACUUGCAUCCUGGAAGCAGGGUGGAGAACGAACUGUAGCCACCAAAAGUGGUUUUGUGCCCUCCUUCUCUCAGUGGACUAAAAAGACUAUGCCUGGGUUUGUGUCCCUGGUGAGAGACUGUGUCAAUUAAUUUAUGUGUGUUGGAGUAUAUUUAUCUUGUAAUUGUUCUCUUAGUGCGUUGGAAGGUGUCUGCUCCCCAUCUUGGUAUUCCUGCUUGGUAUUCCACCCACCUUGCUAUAAAGACAUUAACCUCA
Messenger RNA from Sphaerodactylus townsendi, 1379 nucleotides. Its product is annotated as motor neuron and pancreas homeobox protein 1-like. Gene Ontology annotation, cellular component: nucleus. NCBI's taxonomy places the organism in Eukaryota, Metazoa, Chordata, Lepidosauria, Squamata, Sphaerodactylidae. The transcript has 3 exons. Gene Ontology annotation, biological process: spinal cord motor neuron cell fate specification; central nervous system development; neuron projection morphogenesis. The record is from RefSeq and is a predicted model, not a curated record. The coding region runs from base 181 to 1095 and encodes 304 amino acids. Gene Ontology annotation, molecular function: DNA-binding transcription factor activity, RNA polymerase II-specific; sequence-specific double-stranded DNA binding.